This is a messenger RNA of Lathyrus sativus (Indian pea), 237 nucleotides long. NCBI's taxonomy places the organism in Eukaryota, Viridiplantae, Streptophyta, Magnoliopsida, Fabales, Fabaceae. The record is from the annotation of a GenBank genome assembly.
AUGAUUCACAACUUAGGAUGCAAAGGUUCUUAUUCCAUCAUUGCUAUUCCCAAAAAAAGAGAGAGAGGCUUCCUCGGUGUUGGAACUUAUGCCCAUUCGAUUUAUUCUGAUAUUGAUCCGUCGGUCAUGUGGGAGUUUCCUUUGAUUUCCAGUGAAUUUCUCACUUUUUCGACAUGUUGCUCUCUUCCUUUCAACAGAGAAAGAGGAGACGAACAGAUAUCAUACUCAGCAAAAUGA